UCGAGGUUUAAGAGAAAUGGCAGGUGGAGAAGCACCAGGUGCAAGAGAACUUGACCAGACACCCACAUGGGCAGUCUCGGCAGUUUGUGCUGCUAUUGUUAUGAUCUCUAUCAUCCUGGAGAAGGUUCUUCAUUGGAUUGGAGAGUGGUUUCAAGAAAGACACAAGAAAGCUCUAUAUGAAGCUCUUGACAAAGUUAAAGGCGAGCUUAUGGUUUUAGGAUUUAUAUCCUUGCUCCUGACAUUCAGUCAGAACUACGUUUCCCAAAUCUGUAUUAAAGAAAGUUAUGCAGACACAAUGUUACCUUGCCCCAAAAAGGGCAUGAAAGAUGAACAUGAAUCUGCCUCUGGCAAUGAGGAACAUCAUCGCAGGCUUCUAUGGUAUGACCGCAGAUUUUUAGGUGGCGAUAGCAAAGUUAAAGGAUGCAAAAUGGGAUAUGUACCACUCAUAUCUGUGAAUGGACUGCAUCAGUUGCACAUCUUCAUAUUCUUUUUAGCAGUUUUUCAUGUAAUCUACAGUGCCAUAACAAUGAUGCUUGGAAGAUUAAAGAUCCGUGGAUGGAAGGAUUGGGAAAGAGAGAAUUGCAAGGUUCAUGAUGCCAUGAAUGAUCCAACAAGAUUCAGGCUCACUCAUGAGACAUCUUUUGUAAAAAGCCACACAAGUUUCUGGACGAAAACGCCUGCCCUCUUUUACAUUGUGUGCUUCUAUCAACAAUUCUUUAGAUCUGUUACAAAAGCUGACUACCUGACCAUGAGACAUGGAUUUGUUUCUGUUCAUUUAACACCUGCAAGUAAGUUCGACUUUCAAAAAUACAUCAAAAGAUCAUUAGAAGAUGACUUCAAGGUCGUUGUCGGUAUAAGUCCAUUACUGUGGGCUUCUGUAGUGCUCUUUCUGCUUUUCAAUGUUCAUGGAUGGCAGGCUACGUCCUGGUUUUCUGGACUUCCUCUUUUUGUAAUCUUAGCAGUUGGAACAAAGCUUCAAGCAAUUAUAACACAAAUGGCACUUGAAAUUCAAGAAAGGCAUGCUGUAGUCCAAGGAAUACCACUUGUGCAAGUCUCUGACAGGAAUUUUUGGUUUAGUUGGCCUCAGCUAGUCCUUUAUCUCAUCCACUUUGUCCUGUUUCAGAAUGCAUUCGAGCUAACAUAUUUCCUUUGGAUAUGGUAUGAGUUCGGGUUGAAAUCUUGUUUUCACGAGAAUAUAACUCUUGUAUACAUAAGAGUUGCUUUAGGUGUAGGGGCCCAGUUUCUCUGUAGCUACAUUACGCUUCCACUCUAUGCCCUAGUUACUCAGAUGGGAUCAACCAUGAAGAGAUCAAUCUUUGAUGAACAAACUUCCAAGGCGUUAAAACAGUGGCAUAAAAAAGCUGUAAAGAAGCAUCAAGAUGGGAAGCCAGAACACGUGGCCACCAGGACCUUGGGGGGAAGCCCAGGUGACUCUCCACCUCCAGAACCAGAACUUAUGGCAGAUGUUGAAGCAGACGAGUCAGCAAAUAUCAUGGCUACUGUGGAUAUUGAUGGGGAUCAACAAAACCCUAACCCUUAUGCUCAACAUGAUCUACUAAGUUGAUGAUACUUAAUUAUGUGGCAGAGAAACUGUUUCAUGUUUUAGGGUAGUUAAUCAAAGCCCUAUUAGUUGUGCUAGUAAAGAGUUUCUGCUUCAGAGUGGAAAGGUUGACCCUUGGCUGUAAUGUUAUUGAGGGGUCGCACACUCACUUUUACUAUUUUUUUUUUUUCAAAGUUACAUAGAGAUUAGGGAUUAAAAAACUCUGGCACUUGUCAAAUUUGAGUUAUGUAAUUAGUCAAAAGAAUUAAGCCGUGUUAGGCCACUUUUAC
This is a messenger RNA of Hevea brasiliensis (rubber tree), 1830 nucleotides long. RefSeq names its product MLO-like protein 9. Gene Ontology annotation, biological process: defense response. The transcript has 15 exons. Gene Ontology annotation, cellular component: membrane. NCBI's taxonomy places the organism in Eukaryota, Viridiplantae, Streptophyta, Magnoliopsida, Malpighiales, Euphorbiaceae. The record is from RefSeq and is a predicted model, not a curated record. Bases 17 to 1564 code for a protein of 515 amino acids.